CAUGUCCUUGUGCCCGGAGAAGCUAUAAGCUCGCUUGCUUCACCUCCCCUCUUUUACCGCCUGCUUUUUAAACGCUUUCUCCUACAGAGAGCUUUCUCCAGAGCUCACGGUAAAGGUUCCUGGCCAUCCUCAAGCUAAACGUGGAAAUGAAGGAAAGCGAAAGUAUUUAACUAGACAAUAAGAGUAAAGAAGGAAACAGCGGAAGUUUUAUUACCUGAGGGAGCACUCGGAGAUGUCACAAAUGAAGGACAAGUUUCCUGAGACCCCCAACAACCAUAGAGUGUCCUUGAAGAGCAACGGGUCCAUCAAGAGUGUUGAGAAGAUGUCGACUGAUGAAGAUGGCGUGAAGGUGGGCAUGCUGCAGACACUCAGAAAGAGCUUCCGCCGUGCAGCAGAGAAGAGUCCUCUAUCAUCUGGAGUUAAGGGAUUAAAGGUCACAUCCAAAUCGGACACAGCAGGAAAUGAGUCGGAUUCUGUGGCUUCACCACCACCAAAGUCACCCAGUCUCAGUGCCGACUCUCCAACCGACUCUCUGAGGAACAUCGAGAAAAAAGAGGACGAUACCAAUAUGUCCAAGUUUGGUAGUUUGAUGAAAAGAGGAGCGUCCCUUCGUCAGAGCCUGAAAAUGGUUACUAAGAAGGACAGUGAUAAAACCUCCAAUAAGGACGUGCUCGUGGCCGUCUCUCAGGGCUCAGUGGAGGACAAGAAGGAGGAACAGGAGGUUUUGAGGGAGGAGAUUGAGGAGGACUACAUACUGCCAGAUAUCCCGCUGACACCAUUAUCAGUGAUGGAGAUCAACAAACUGAUAGAGAUGGAGAUGCUGGAGGAUGCUCAUCUGAACCUGCUCGCCCUGCGGCAGGAGUUUCAGCAGCAGUGGGAGCAAUGUCCCGAGGACUCAACUAUGGAGCUGGCCAAGAAGGAAAAAGACCUCAACCUCCUCUAUAAAGACCUGAGGAAAAAGAUCAGUGAAAUAGUGCGUGACUCCAACUCGGUGCUCCUUCUCCCUGUGGCCCGCAUCAUCCAGGAGGAGGAGAAGAGAGCAGGAGAACCAGGAGCGUUGCCAGACAGCUGGAUGGAGGCCUGGAGGGAGUCAGUUUGUGCGGGUGUGCAGGUGAAGGUGAAGAGUAUUCACCUGGAUGGAAGAGAGCAGAACUCCUCCUGGUUAGCAGUUCAUCUGGGUCUUUUGGGUAAAGCCAUAGUGGAGGACCUGGAGAAUGUCAAGCUGGAGCUGCGGUGGUCCUACCCACCCAGCUUUAAAGUCUUCAGCACCUACGUGAGAGGUUACAACACAGUCGUUGCGCAGCACCUGAAGAAGCUGGAGCAGCAGGUGACGGAGCUGAAGGAUUUGUACGUUCUGCUGGACUGGAUCAUCAACAAAUACAAGAGUGAGAGGGUCAUGGGAAGUCUCUCUCUGCAGCCAGACAUGCAAGAUGAAAACACUGAUCUGCAGCUUGAGAAAGACUUCCUGGAACAACUGAAAGAGAAAUACUGCUGCAGAAUGAAGGAGAAACUGAGGUCUAUACUGGGCAGUGUCAUUCAGCUUGAAAAUGAAGAGGUGUGGAGGGACGGCAAGGCUCCCAGAAUGGAGGACAACUUCCCGAUUUCUUCAUUUCCCAUUGACAUCUCGACGAACGUGAAAUCAUUUGUGUCAAACUCUCUAAAAAUUGAUGCCCAGCUGGAAGUGAAAGUGGUUUCUUCCUGCCUCGAGGAGUUGAAACAGUUCCCAAAUAGGUUCCAAACAGAGUUCGGCCAUUUUUGCAGCACUCACCAGCGGCAGCCUGUGUGGACAGAGUAUCAGAUUACAUACAUCAACAGCUUUGCUUCUUUACAGAAAUUCAUGGAGGAGUACAAAAAAACCUGUGCAGGUGGGGUGAAAGGCUUUGAAGCAGAGGCAGAGCAGCUCAUUCACUGGCUUAUGCGAGGCCUGGAGGACCAAUUUAAAGAGGAUGUCAAGCCGUACCUGAGGAGAAUGAUGACGAGGAAAUGGCUCACUAACAAUGAUGAUUUUGAUCACCUCUACAAACGGACAGAGCAGCUUUCCCAGCACUGCGGUCUGAUGAUGCCGCCACACGCCAAGGAAUUUGCGAGCAAAUUGCACUGUCAUGUGGCGAUUGAAUACAUCGGUCAGCUGAUGAAGAGUAAUUACUCGUGCAAAAACCGGAAACACGAGAAGGCGGCGACCAAGAUCCGUCAGCAGUGGAAUAAACUCAGAGACCUAUUUGAGGACAUGAAGUCGACUAAUGAGUGGCUAAACCCUGUAGGAGAUGACUUGAGCAACAUCAUUGGACAGAAGAACAAAACAGACAUCAAGAACCAUCUGCAGCCUUUAAUAAAUCAUUACCCAGAUUUCAGUAAGAAGCACCUGGUUGCUGUUCUGUACUUCAGGGGGCUCAUGAGGGGCCACGAACACCAGCUGAUCCUCCAACGACUCACGAUACUGAAGAAGGAAAUGAACACUUCCAGCAGUGACAGAAACCGAGACUUAUUCAGUAAAAUGCAGGUCACGGUCAACUCAAACUGCCUGUCCAACUUGCCUUUCUCCUGCUUCAGCUUCAUGAUGCCAGACAACUAGGAAAACACUGCAGGCGUAACACCACAGAGGGCUGUAUUUGCCACGAAGAAAAAAAAAAAAUCGUGCAAUAAAGUAUGUCACCUGUGAAGUACCCAGGGAUUGGUGGUCUGUCCAAAACUUUUUGUAUUUUGCACUAAUAUUUGUUGUGGCCUAUCCAGGGUGCACCCUGCCUCUUGCCCAGUGGCAGGUGGGAUAGGCUCCAGCACCCCGCAACCCUGAAUUGGAUAAGCGGAGGAUGGAUGGAUGGAUGGAUGGAUGGAAUUAAUGCUCAGAGGAAAAUCAAAGUACCUCAGACUGUGGACAAACUUGUGUUUAGUAAAGCAAAGAUGAUUUGAGGGGUACUUGUAAGUUCACUGUUGAAAAAGCUGAAAGGGGGGUUAAAAAGAGAUGUAUUUCUACUGAUGGGGUUAAUUAUUAUUAAGAGUGCUGACAUAAAUUUUAAAAAUGUUUCAUUCACUUCUGAUUUUCAAAAGAAUAUAACAGUUUUAAGGGUUACAAGUGUAAAUGACCCAUUCUGAAGGGCAGCUUCAGCUGAUUGUAAUGUGGACUUAUGAAACAAUUUAGCUUCUUGUUGAGCCUGUUCAGUCAUAUGAGCUCUUUAUGUUUAUAUUUAUGUGUUAAAUGUAAUUAUAGUGUAAACUAAGUGAUCUAAACUAAACUGUGUUUAAUUUAAGUGUGUAUGUGGAGACCACAGUGCAUAUGUAUAGAACUAUAUAAAAAGCAUAUGCAUAUAAGACUUAUGGUCUUUGCAGUGUUGGUGUAUGAUGAAUGUUAACCAGUUUCU
Molecule: messenger RNA, 3356 nt
Organism: Archocentrus centrarchus (flier cichlid)
Lineage: Eukaryota; Metazoa; Chordata; Actinopteri; Cichliformes; Cichlidae
Gene: exoc3l4
Product: exocyst complex component 3-like 4
Exons: 14
Coding region: 233-2572 (779 amino acids)
Biological process (GO): exocyst localization; exocytosis
Cellular component (GO): exocyst
Molecular function (GO): SNARE binding
Source: RefSeq, a predicted model, not a curated record